GUAUCCAGGGACAAUCAGACUAGACAAAUACAAGAUGCCGUUUCAAAUGUGGAAAAACAUUUUGGUGAAUUGUGCCAAAUAUUUGCUGGAUAUGUACGAAAAACUGCCAGACUACGAGACAAAGCAGAUCUUCUAGUAAAUGAAAUAUAUGCAUAUGCAGCCACAGAGACACCAAAUCUAAAAGUUGGACUGAAAAACUUUGCAGAUGAAUUUUCCAGACUUCAGGAUUAUCGCCAGGCAGAGGUUGACAGGCUUGAAGCCAAGGUUGUUGAACCUCUGAAAAGUUACGGGACCAUAGUGAAACUUAAAAGGGAUGAUCUUAAAGCAACUUUAACAGCAAAGAACCGAGAAGCCAAGCAAUUAUCUCAACUGGAAAAGACACGUCAGCGGAAUCCAUCAGAUCGACACAUUAUUUCACAGGCUGAAAGUGAAUUGCAGAGAGCUUCACUGGAUGCAACUCGAACAACUCGGCAAUUAGAGGAAACUAUUGAUAACUUUGAGAAACAGAAAAUAAAGGACAUAAAAAACGUAUUUUCUGAAUUUAUAACUAUUGAAAUGUUAUUCCAUGGGAAAGCUUUAGAGAUAUAUACUGCUGCCUACCAAAAUAUCCAAAAUAUUGAUGAAAACGAAGAUUUAGAGGUUUUUCGGAGCUCGCUUUAUCCACCAGACUAUCAAUCUCGCUUAGACAUAGUUCGUGCAAAUUCAAAGUCCCCCCUGCAAAGAACUGGCUCCCUAAAAUCUUCAUUGAGGACAAUACCGAUUUCCAGCAGUAUGCUAAGAAAAGAUGAAGAAGAGGAGGAGGAGGAGGAAGAUGAAGAUGAGGAAGAGGAGGAGGAGGAGGAUGAAGAGGAAUUAGAUGCUGCUAAAGAAGUGAGAUAA
Messenger RNA from Opisthocomus hoazin, 879 nucleotides. Lineage: Eukaryota; Metazoa; Chordata; Aves; Opisthocomiformes; Opisthocomidae. The record is from RefSeq and is a predicted model, not a curated record.